This is a messenger RNA of Naegleria fowleri, 1755 nucleotides long. RefSeq lists its product as uncharacterized. The transcript has a single exon. The coding region runs from base 1 to 1755 and encodes 584 amino acids. Lineage: Eukaryota; Heterolobosea; Eutetramitea; Acrasida; Naegleriidae. The record is from RefSeq and is a predicted model, not a curated record.
AUGCAAGGAACACUUUCUGUACGUGAUCGUUGUGGUGAGCCUGCUCUUUGCAGCAAUUUACCCAAUCGUGAUCAUGUCGCCACCUCAUCUCAUCCACGUGAUCAAGCGAAUUACAACUUGAACGAUGCCAUAAUCGUUUCUAUUCUUGAACGAGACAGAUAUUUAUAUGAUGAGUACUAUUACUAUUGCCAUGCACGUGCUAACGCACCAGAAGAAUACUAUUAUAGACCCCUCCGUAGAAAGCACAACGCAGAUCAACAUCCUCUUUAUGUCUUGGAUAUAAUUUCUAUCAUAUGGAGCUACAUUCCUGAACAGUAUUGGUUGCCCUCUCUUGUGAAUUUAAUGUUAAGCUGCAAGAGUAUUGCCAGAGCAUGUUUAUCAAAAGAGGCCAUAGCAAGUCUAUGGAUGCGAUCACCAGGAUUUCAUGUGAAUUCAGAGGGUUUGAUGACAUUCAUGUUGCGAGACUUGUUGGAAAUUUGUAAAAUGUAUCGAAACGAUUGUGCGACUAUAUUCAAAAAAAAAUUGACCAUCUCUCGUAUUUUGAAACUGUGUACCAAGGGGCUUAGUUUAACUGAGAAAUUCGAAAACGUGACACUCCACAAAAUGUUUAUUUCUCAGAAAUCUCUGAUUGAGCUGCUUGGAAUGCAAAGUAGAAUCAAGUUCUUGUCAUUCGAGGGUUGUAAAACCUUACAAGACGUUGAGAAACCAGUAGUUUUGAAAACACAACAUUUAACUGGACUUUCCUUUCUAAAUUCUGAGAUUUUCUUUCCCAACUCUACAACGUUUCCCAAAACACUCCAGUCAUUAGAAUUUUUUAAUACAUUGUCUGAGAGCGAUCAGGGGAUUACAAACAAAAUUUGGUCGCAAUUGAAAACCUUGAAAUUAUGGUCUGAUACUGAUUUUCUUCAUAAAUGCAGUUUUCAACGGGUGCCUCUGACACAUCUCAUCGUUCCUGGACUGCAAUGUAAUAUCCCUGACUGCGUUGUUGGUUUAACAUUGGUUUCAUUAACAUAUCGUCAACUCCACAAAAAAGCUGAUUCAAUUAAGCAGAAUAUGUCUCCAUUCAAGCAACUUAAGAGCUUAGAAAUUCGAAAAUUGAAAAUUUCUCGAAACAUCCCUUUGACCAAGUUGUUUGAGCUUCUUUUUGUAGUGUUUCCAAACCUUAAAUAUCUCACUCUUCCAGAAUCCAUCAUAUACAAUACGAAGGCAAAUCUUGAACAGAAAAAAAGUAACGAUGAUGAAGAAGAAAAUGAUGUAAUUGAAACCUACAACAAUACUUUAAACAGUACAACUUUCACCCCAUUUAAAAACCCCUUUGCCUCAGACUCAUUGGUACAAGUCAAAAUAUUACACAGCUCUAAUGCUUGGAAAUUCUUUUUAGAAUGUUUAUUGUAUGAGAUUCAAAUGGAGUAUCCUUCCCUCAAUCUCCACACGGCCCUGGAAUUGGUGACAGAUGAGAAAGACGUACAUCCUGUCACUCUAAUCUCCAGAGCGGGUUGGGACAUUCCGAAGAGUUGGCUCAAUAAGCGUACAGAAGAAUUCUUUAACAUGAUUCAUCGUUGGUAUCAAGUAUACAAUGACUAUCCAAGAGUAAGACGUAAAAUUGAUUCCAUGAGACAAACACUUAUCACCUUGUGCUCAUUUACAAACCCAGUUCCGAGCCAAUCUAUUGCUGAUUUGAAUGAUAGUGCAUGGGAGUUUCAGGGAAUUAGUUUAUUCUUAAAUCAAGUAUUAGAUCUUCGAAAAAACAAUUAG